GGCAUUUUCAUGCGAAGUGCUGUCGCAAACACACGUCGUUUUUCCGUCACAACAGUGUUUUUUUAAUAGUUAAAGUUGAAAAAGUGUGGUUUUGGGCGUUGUAUUUCGUUCAAUUUAUGCGGAAACUAUUCAAUUUGUGGAGACAAUUAAAUUUACCAAACCAAUAGAAGCAGAAAUAUCGAAAAAGUUGAUUUUUCUCGUGCUUGAUUUGGAAGACAUUUCCUGAACCGAACAGAGGCGUGCGCUAGGAGCUUGCUAGACAAGAUGGAUGAUAUCGAUGAUUUUUUUGAUUUUAGCAAACCCUUUAAUCGGGUUGUAAUUUCCGGUGGCUAUUGCAAUGCCACCGUUGUUGAAGAUCGUAACAUUUUCAACAAACUACCGGAACGGGAAAAGCUUGGAAAAGAGUAUGCCGGGAAGUUCAAGAAAGAGGAAGAAGCCCAGUUGAUCAAUGCUUUCCUGGACGAAGCUGCCGGUCCGUCGACUUCCCGAACAUCGAAUCUGGAAGAUGUGGACGACGAAACGUCCCUGGCCGACGAGGAUGAGGAACAUGCACGGGCUCUGAAGGCGAAGGAAAUGAUGGCUCCAUUGUUUCAGCGCUACAAUUUUGCUAUGAAGAGUACCAAACUGUCCAUUCGUUCUUCGAAGGAUACCAUUUUGCAAAGUAUCAGAGAUAAUGCCGUGGUCAUCUUACAAGGUCCAACUGGGUGUGGUAAAACAACCCAGGUGCCCCAGUAUAUCUUGGAAGAAGCCUUUCAUAAGAAAGAAUAUUGCAACAUUAUUGUCACCCAGCCCAGAAAGAUUGCAGCCAUUUCUAUCGCAAAUCGAGUUGCCGAUGAAAGGAAGUGCGAUCUUGGUUCACUUGUUGGUUAUAAAGUGGGUUUGAAGGAGAAACUUUCGGAGGAUACUCGUUUGUUGUACGUAACCACGGGUGUGCUGUUGCAAUCCCUGAUCACAUCGAAAACGAUGUCCACCUACACUCAUGUUAUUCUGGAUGAAGUCCACGAACGAGAAGUGGACAUGGAUUUUCUGCUGAUCAUCGUUCGCCGUUUGUUGGCCACCAAUUCUACUAAAACCAAGAUCAUUCUUAUGUCUGCUACUAUCGAUGCAAAAGAAUUUUCGGAAUAUUUCAAAAUUCCAAAACGGUCCGGUUAUCUGUCAGCUCCGAUUAUUUCCGUAGAUAAAACCAGACUGUAUUCGGUUCGCGAAUAUUACAUUGAUGAUUUGGACAAACUUCGAAUGGACUUCACCAUCGACUACGAGCAACCUAGUAUUUCCGAGCGUAUGUACGAAGUGGCAGCUAAGAUAGCGUUGGUAUGUGACCGGCUGCAGGACAAUGAUUUUGAGGAAAGUAAUUUGGAGUACAAACCAUCGAUCAUCAUCUUUUUGCCUGGUAUAAACGAAAUCGAUCAGAUGGCUAAAGUUCUUAUGGAGACUCUCGAGAAAUGCAAGAAAACGGAAGACAGUACAAAGUUUGAAAUUCUCAAACUGCACUCUACUCUACCAACUGAAGAUCAGGUCCGAGUAUUCCGUCGCCCAGCACCCGAUCACCGAAAAGUUAUUCUAUCUACCAACAUUGCUGAAAGUUCCAUCACCGUGCCGGAUAUUCGAUUCGUUAUUGAUUUUUGCUUGCAGCGUGCACAGCAUACCGAUUCUACAACCAAUUUCAGUUCCCUCAGGACGGAAUGGGCCUCCAAAAGUAACUGUACCCAGCGAGCUGGUCGUGCCGGUCGUGUCAUGAGUGGUCGCGUGUACCGUUUGGUUAACCGUGCUUUCUACGAACGUCAGAUGUUGCAAUCGUCUUCACCGGAAAUUCUUCGCUGUCCACUGGAUUCAGUGGUGUUGAAGGCUAAAAUGCUGGAAAUGGGACCACCGCACUCAAUCCUUGCACUGGCUAUGAGUCCACCCGAUUUGACCGAUAUUAGCAAUACCAUUCUGCAAUUGAAAGAAAUCGGGGCUAUGUUGAAAACAGUAAAGGGCAAUUACGAGCAACUGGAUGGUGAUUUGACUUACUUGGGACGCAUUAUGAGCAAAUUGCCGUUGGAUUUGCGUGUUACUAAACUGAUUAUUUUGGGAUAUAUGUUCAGCGUACUGGAAGAAGCCAUCAUUAUUGGUGCUGGUAUGAAUGUGAAAAACAUUUUCAAGAAUCAGUCAUCGCUCAGAGAGUACACACAAAAGAUGUACUGGGCCGAUGGUUCUGGAAGUGAUGGAAUUGCUAUUCUCAAUGCUUACACGGCCUGGAAGAGUCGCAAGGAGCAAGCAGGAGACAGGUCAGACAUGUCUAACUGGACUCGACGUAUGUCACUGGAUCUCAAAUGCUUGAUGGAUAUGGCUGAAUUGAUAAGAGAAAUCUACGACCGUUUGGGUCGAUACGCUUUGAAGACAACCACUGGUCCAAAUCGUGUCGUUUGGACUGCUCGUGAAAAAACCGUUAUUUUGAAGGUAAUUAUGGCCGGUGCUUUCUACCCGCACUACUAUAUCCCUAUGUCGGUGGGCGGAAAGGAACUGAUGGAGCGUCAAUCGUUCACUGAGCUCGGUGGAAGAGAUCCUUGUAAUACCGUUUUCUUCAGUGGCUUUGAUCAUGAACGUUAUAUCGGUCCGCUGUACACUGUGCAGAUUAAAAAUAUUCUCAGUGACAGAGAUUACUCCAAACAUCCUUACAUGAAGGUGAUGUUUGAUCGUACCACAAAUCGUGUGUUUGUGACCUUUACCAAUUCCGAGGACGAUCGAGACAACCAAAGGGGUUCAUUCAUGCCAGGUCGUGUUCAUCCGGAUGUGUAUCGCGCGAUAAAGCUGCGCAAACUUGGAGCCCGUCAUCGGGCCAUGGAAAUCCGUACCAUGAGGCAGAGUGAGGCGAUUGAGUUUGCCACCAAACUACGGCUGGGACAUUGGGAAGAUGCAAACGGAUGGAUGCCGCGCAAGAAAAAGAUUCGCAAUGCACAUUUGACGGUUCUGCCUCCUUUAUACAGGCCAAGCGUGGUUUGUCAAGUGACACACGUUAUUCACUGCAACAAGUUUUAUUUGAGACCUGAGGACAGCAAAAAUAAGAGCAUCUUCAAUGAUAUUCACCAACAGCUAAAUAACAAUCCAUACAUGCUGGAAAGAUUCCCGCCAAACUGGGUCUUUUCUGUGGGACAGAUUGUUGUGGCUCCCUUGCAGGAAAACACUGAUCAAUUGGCAAGAGCUGUUUUGAAAUGUUACAAAAACGUAAGAAGUAGUGGAGAUCCAAUGUGGACAAUCUUCUUCUUGGACUAUGGACAUACCUCGGUGCUAGGCCAAUCAGUAUUCCGUCAGCUUACCGGUCCACUAUCUUAUCUGGCAGAUAUUCCUCAGAGAGUAUUCGAAAGUUCAUUGACUGAAAUCCAACCAUCAGCCAUUCUGUCUCCUCAAGGAGUGUGGAAUGCUCAAGCGAUCAAUCACUUCAAGGAGAUGACUAUUGGAAAGAUUUUCGUAGCCGACAUUUAUUCAGUAGUGAACGAUGUUGCCAGCGUCAUCCUUAAAAAGGGCGACGAAAUUCCGAUUAACUCCGAACUGAUCCGGUUGAAGUAUGCACAAUAUGCGGAAGAAACUUAUCUGUCAAAAUUGGAUCAUGAUAUGCGCGAGCGCAAACAACGUGAAAUGUCACUAGAUGACAACUACCGUAUGGAAGUUUAUCGGCAAGCUGAAUCUAGCCAAAUUGAAGAAGUUGAUGAUGAUUUGGAAGAUGUUUCUCCACCGGAAGAUAGACUUCGCUGCAAGGUAGUGUUAUCUGGGCCGCAUAGCCCACUGGAAAUCAGCGCUUCUUCACCAAUUCGCUCAGGUAUCAUGAAGCCGGUAACAAUCGAACCGGAUUCUGUUAAUUCAGUUCUGCUGGAUGCCAAUCCACAAGAUACCCACGAGAAGCUGAUCGUGGCUGCGUUCGUCAACGAAGCGGGCAACCGAUUGAUUCUACGACAGACCACAAUGAUGCCAAACAUUCCAGGAUUCGGAGCCAUAAUGGCGUUGAUGUUCAGUCCCGUCAGUCAGCUCAACAAAGACGAAGAAGAGACUCGUGUGACCAGUAUUUUGACUGGUUUGGGAUGCGAUCCCAAGGGCUACGCUCUGUAUCCCGAGCACGAUGUUGCUCUAUCAUUAGAUGUGGUGAUUAACGAUGAUGAUAUUUCUAUGGUAAGUGAAAACAUUCUUUUGGUCCAUAUGCGUCUUAAAUUAUCUCUCGUUUUAUUAAUCAUGUUUGUUUCGUUUAUUGUAUUAUUUUUUCAGAUAAACGCUUUGCGCUACACUAUGGACAGUAUUCUUCACACUGACAAAGACCAGACGGUACCCAAGUUUGGUGAUGUAUCGAUCGCCAAACUUAAGCAAAACAUCAAGCAAUACAUUAUAAAAUUGCUGGAACAGGAACGCAAAUUCCUGGACAUUCGCCAUGCGUCCAACACCUACAUCUGGAACCAAGGGGAAAAGGAUGCGGGCCCUAGUGCCUCAACGUCCAAGAAGCCGAAGACAGAACAUUUGAAUGUGUACGAAAAUGCCAUUUUCCCGCUGAUUGAUCCGUUGAAUUUGGCCCCAGUGAGUGCCCGUCGACUGGACUUCCUCAAGAGGCAUUGCCGUGAACUGCACAAGCUCGCUUUGACGGAUGUCAACCUGCCGAAGCACGGUAUCACAUGUCAGUUGUGUAACACCGUUUUGGAAACAUUGCCACAGUUGCGAAUCCAUCUGUAUUCGAAGCUGCAUCGGGAUCGCGAAUCGCAAAUCAAGUUCCGCUAGAAAGGUGCCCCAUUUUGAUUUUAUCUUUUUGACGUUUUUGCAGUUCAUCUCUUUUUUUUUAUCAAGCUACUUGUGGUUCGUGUUGUGUUAGCUGGGCAACAUGGACAUUUCAUAAUGUUUAAUUACAUAGGGUAACGAAAACUUUGUUGCUACCUUCGUUCAUCUUCUUUUACGACACCUAAUGUGUCUUGUUUUACAUAAAAGUGUUUUUCCUUUCUUAUUUGUGUCUUCAUUCUAUGGGCGUAGUUUGAACUUAUCGGACGUAAUUUAGCAUUAUUUCAAUUUAUCAGACGGUUUAAGUACAAUAUCCAUGCUUUCAAAUAUUGUUGACAAUCUUUUCUCCAAGUUAACGAGAUCACGAUCCACUCUAAUGAAAAAAUUGAAACUAACGGAUUGCUUUUCGUAUCAAUGACGGAUCUGAUAGUGUAGUACU
This is a messenger RNA of Uranotaenia lowii, 5170 nucleotides long. It is a transcript of the gene spn-E, whose product is annotated as probable ATP-dependent RNA helicase spindle-E. The transcript is spliced from 6 exons. Lineage: Eukaryota; Metazoa; Arthropoda; Insecta; Diptera; Culicidae. The record is from RefSeq and is a predicted model, not a curated record. The coding region runs from base 265 to 4737 and encodes 1490 amino acids. Gene Ontology annotation, cellular component: intracellular anatomical structure. Gene Ontology annotation, molecular function: RNA binding; ATP binding.